GUUUAAUAUUUCCUUCGUAUUUACUAAACAACGGUGGUUGUAUUGACAACACGAUAACAACAGCCUUGGAUAUCGACAAACAAAUAUUUACUUUCCGUUAAUUGAGGAACAAUGUCUAAACUCGGAGAAUUUUGUACUCCCUGCUUUGCAAGACAUAAAACAAAACCUGCUGUACACUGGUGUCCAUCGUGUGAGGAAUCACUGUGUAGCAAAUGUGGAAGUCAUCAUCAAGUCCAAACAUCAACAAAAUCUCAUCAACUUAAUUCUCUCAGCGAUAUUCUCAUGUUGCCUUCAGUUGCUAUGACUAUUAGUCUUACGUGUAAACAGCAUGAUAUGAAACUGGAUGUUUUUUGUUCAGAUCAUAGCGAGCCCUGUUGUUGGAAAUGUUUAUCAGAAAAUCAUUCAAAUUGUCAACAAAAAGGUCCACUCGAUAAGGUUGUUAAAAAUGCGAAGUCUUCUGAAUCCUUCAACACGCUUGUAGAAAACGUACAGGGCAUCAUUGAAAUAACUGACAAUUUAAGGAAGAAAAAGAAGGAAAACUUUAAAAGGAUUGAAAGUCGAAAGAGUGAAAUGGAAAUACAAAUAAAAGGUUUUAGAAAAGAUGUAAUAAAACAUAUGGAAUUAUUUGAAAAAAAUCUUUUGGAAAAUGUAACGCAGACAUUUAAUGUCUGCCAAGGAGAAAUGCAAGAAACGUACAACAACCUCAAUGCUUUCUAUAAACAAUGUUCUGAUAUUGAUAACAGUCUCACAAAUAUGAAAACAUUUGCCUCCGAUUUGCAAACUUUCCUCGGAGCCAGGUCUCUUCGAAACAGAGUCGCGACUAUCGAAACCGGUAUUUUAGGACUACGAAAACAACUUGGAGAUUACAAACUUGAAUUUAAAAGUCCUUUAAAUAUAGACAAUUUCAAAUUAAAUAUGGCUUCGUUAAAAGAUAUUAAGAUUGUUCGUGGUGAAUACAAAGAGUCUUUCAAAUUUCAGAAAAUAACGCAUGCGCAAUCAAUGUUACAACAAUCGCCGAGGGAAGUACAUGAACUUAUCGCAAAUAACAAAGCAGACAUAGAUGUUGUGUCGAAAUCCCGGAUUUCCGAAGAUUUAUAUAACAGAUUUCAAAACAUCUCUCUUACCCCUGAGCUAGUGAUACAACAAAAAUUUGUACUGUCUCACACAAAAGACUACAUAAAUAUUAACGGCUGUGUCAUUCUGUCAAAUGGCGAUUUCUUAUUCACUGAUUAUGAUAACAGUAGUCUUAUUCGUUACAGCAAUGACGGUGUACAAACGAGAACCAUUAAGCUAUUUUCAAAUCCUUGGGGUGUAUGUGAAGUUCAAAACAACACUGUUGCAAUCAAUUAUCCAGCCCAAAGCACAAUUCAGAUCUUGGACAUUUCUUCACCAAGAACAAAAGUUAGGACUAGCUUCCAAACAGAAAAUAUCUGCUCUGCAAUUUCGUAUGACUCUCCAAAUCUUGUUACCGUCGUUCGGACCACUGGAAUUCAAAUUUAUGACAUAUCAGGAAAACUCCUUAACACAGUGAAGAUAGAUUUUAAUGACAUACGAGACAUUGCAGUACAUUCUUCAAAACUAUACUAUACAGACUGGAAAAGAGAUGAAGUUGUUAAUUGUGAAAUGGAUGGGACAAUUUGCUGGAGAUUUGAACGACAAGUUCUGAAGUGUCCGAAUGGCUUAACCGUUGAUUAUGAUGGCAGUGUAUUUGUUGUCGGAACAACCUCGGGAAAUAUUCUUAGAAUCUCAUCCGAUGGAUCAUCAGCUAAGGAAAUCUUAAGAACUGAAGACUUUUUCAAAUCACCAACAGGCAUUUACCUUCAAAAAGAAAAACGGUUGCUUUUGAUUUGUUUCCAUGAUAAUCCAUUUGCAGCAACCUACCAAGUAAUGUAA
Messenger RNA from Mytilus trossulus (common blue mussel), 1893 nucleotides. RefSeq lists its product as uncharacterized. The coding region runs from base 112 to 1893 and encodes 593 amino acids. The record is from RefSeq and is a predicted model, not a curated record. The transcript has 2 exons. Gene Ontology annotation, molecular function: zinc ion binding; ubiquitin protein ligase activity. Gene Ontology annotation, biological process: protein monoubiquitination. Lineage: Eukaryota; Metazoa; Mollusca; Bivalvia; Mytilida; Mytilidae.